Sitodiplosis mosellana (orange wheat blossom midge) is the source of this 2280-nucleotide messenger RNA. RefSeq names its product multiple coagulation factor deficiency protein 2 homolog. Lineage: Eukaryota; Metazoa; Arthropoda; Insecta; Diptera; Cecidomyiidae. The transcript is spliced from 4 exons. Gene Ontology annotation, molecular function: calcium ion binding. Bases 1376 to 2044 code for a protein of 222 amino acids. The record is from RefSeq and is a predicted model, not a curated record.
AACUUGAAACAGUCAGCACCCAAUGUUAAAUUGAAUAUUUGUCACAUUGUUCAUUGUUAUUUGAUGAUGACAAUGAUGAGGUUCGAUGUUUCAAUUGAACGGACUUUUAAGACUACUCAGGUUGCACUUUUAUGAUAGAUUUCGUUGCCAUAGGGUGUUUCAAGCAAACAUUCUUCAAUUUCCAAAGACAAAAAUGCUUUUAACCGGUUUCGAUCGUUGUUGUUUUUUUCGACGUUCGUUUUUUUCUCGGCCGAUUUAAAGAAUUCUCCUUUUUUUUCCUUCGGUAUCAAACCCGAUAAAAGGGAAAAUGAUUUUUAAGCAAUUUGUCAGCAUGUACAUCGAAAUGUGCGCUAAUCCCCUCAAAUUAUUACCAUUCGAUGGGUAUGCACAAAGGCCAUUUGGAAUGAAUGCAGCAUCAAAGGAUAGAAUACACACCACCAUAUCACCGCAAGCGAAUGCUGUUUUUUCUUCCUCUUUGUUAAACCCCCUGAGGUGUUUCCACUCAUUCGGAAUGAAUCGUCAAUGUAGGCGAUUUCAAUUAUUUUCAUUGUUUCGUUCAUCGGUGUGCGCGCAACAGUGAAUGGUACCGAAUCAUAUCGCGAACUCAAACACAUCAAACUAUUUCCGAUUUGGUUGUCGUCAGAUUUUGGUUAUUGUGUGCGAAAGUCGAACACUAAUCGCAUUUUAACAUCGACAUAAACACAAAUAAAGCGCCACAGCCAAUGAUUUCAAUCAAUGCACGACGACAAGUUCAUUCGCAUAGCGCAAAAGCGAAGGAAGAAAAAAAUGUAAACAUACGUACGUUUUAUCUGCUCAAUGCAUCGCCUCAACAAGUACGCAGAUAUGCGUGAAUAUAUCAGAUGCAAAGAGGGUUUUCCAACCGAUCUCGUCGUCGGAAAAAUGCCACGCUUGAUUAUUAUAGGCAUUAUAUGGGUAUAUACACCGUAGUACAUUAAACUGUAAUUUUAUAUCAAACCACUUUCGAAAUAUGUCACAUGCGAUUUUUUUCUCUGUAGUUUGGGUCGCGUCGACAAAGAACACAGCCGAAUCGAUGUGUGCAGUGGCAACAAAAUCGUAUACAAGUUUGCAAUUUCAGCAUCAAUGCCUCUAAUUUUAUGAUAAUGCGAUGUACUCUUGUGCAUAUGAACAAGUGAAACUGCAAAAGCAUUGAAACGUCUACAUCCCAAAUUGGAAUUUAAUGAGAGCAAAGCAUACACAUCAAUUCAAUCCCUUGGUUAUGUACAAUUUUGUGCGAUGACAUUUUUUUUCUCCCUCUUGCUCAGCCUGUGAGCAACAGCUUCGUUUGAUAUUCACAUUUGUCAGCGUUGACAUCAUUUGUUACUAAAUAUUUUUCGAAAAGAAAUUACACUGGAAAAUGCAACAAUUGACGCUAUUGAACCACAUUGCGAGACGAUAUCGGGUACAUAUUUCGCGGCGCAUGAUUGGAAUUUUUAUAUUGUAUUCACUGUUGAUCGACGCCUGCAACGCCCGCGGACCACAUCAUCCGAAGAGCGAAAAACGACGAGCUGAACAGCAACAACACAUCAACGAACACUUGGCAUUUGAAGCACAGCACAUUCAAGAGGAUAUAGAUGCGCAGCAAUUGCCAACGGAGAAGAAAGUUGAAGAAAUGUCAGAAGAAGAGAGAAAUUAUAUGUUCUUCAAAGUCCACGAUUUAGAUGGCAAUGAUAAAUUGGAUGGAUUGGAAAUUUUCUAUUCAGCGACACAUCAUGCGGCAUCAGAGCACGAUCACAACCAUGUACACAGUGAUAAUGAAGCAGACGAGGGAAAUGACAAUGAAAAUAGUCAACCGUCUAAUGACAGUAGUUUAGACUUGAGCUCGGAUGCAUCAAGUCUCAAAUUGUUAGAAUUAGAUGAAAAUGGACAAAUAGUUAACACAAAUUUUAACCAUAUUAUCGAUGUGCUAGACAAUUUCCUUAGUUUGGCCGACCUCAACAACGAUGGCUAUUUGAACUAUGCUGAGUAUGCAGCUGCCGUGAAACUAGGAAAUGCAAUGACUGAAGAACAAAAUCCAGAAUUGUAAAAAAAAAUUGAACAGAAUACUGAAGCUCGUGAUUCGACAUUGACAAAUAUUAUUUUAGUGAAGAAAUAAUCGGUUCCUCGAACGGCUUUUUGAUACAUUGGCUUUGAACUUACAUUUUUUUUUUUUCGUCUAUUAAAAUUUUAGGCCAAUUUUUUCUGUGUGAGAUCUUUGUAUAAUGUCGGUAGAAAAGAACGUUAGAACAAUAUAAAUGAAUAAACAACCAGUUGAACACUCGA